Molecule: messenger RNA, 2189 nt
Organism: Brachypodium distachyon (stiff brome)
Lineage: Eukaryota; Viridiplantae; Streptophyta; Magnoliopsida; Poales; Poaceae
Product: tubby-like F-box protein 12
Exons: 5
Coding region: 568-1911 (447 amino acids)
Molecular function (GO): protein binding
Source: RefSeq, a predicted model, not a curated record
GCAUGUGAAACAAGACCUUCCAUAUUUAUUUUAGCAAUAUCUCAGAAUUUGCUCUUCUCAUCCUCUCCCUCUUCUCCGGUCUUCUCUCCCCCAAACCAAAACCAAAUCCCAUUUCUCCAUCUCGGAUCCCAUAAAUCCGUUCCUGCUCCUCAUCCCCGCCUCCCAAAUCCCUUCUCUAUCCCCCGACCUCACCGCAGCCUCAGCCGCAGCAGAUUAAAUCCAGUCACCUACUUGUCCCUGCGGCGAUUCCAAGCUUUCCCUGUUCAUCUUUUCAAUGGAUCCAAACUUUUUUUAGCUGCCGCAGCGAAAAAGACCCGCAGGCAGUUUGGGUGGGGGUUUCUCCGUGGAAAGCUGCGCGCUUUUGCUCGUCUCCUUUGGGGGAAAAGAAAUAUUCGCUUCCUUAAUUUGGGCGGAAAAGGUUUGGAUCUUCGUGGAAGAAUCUGUUUCUAGUUUGGGUCAAGCCGAGGAGCCUCGAUUUGGGGGCGGCGGUGCCGGCGAGCUGAUCUGAAAGGUCUUUAUCACUAGGCAAUUGGUGAUUUUUUGGUUGCCGUGCAGUUUCCACUAGAGAUGUCUUUCCGGAGUAUAGUCCGUGAUGUCAGGGAGAGCUUUGGAAGCUUAUCAAGGAGGGGUUUUGAGGUUAGAAUUUCAGGCCUCCCGGGUCUUUCUGGCCAUCACAGAGGGAAGUCAGUUGGUUCUCUCAGUGAGCUGCGUGAUAGACCUCUAGUAGUUGAUCAAAGCGAGUGGGUUGGUCUUCCUCCCGAAUUACUUCGGGAUGUAAUGAAAAGGCUGGAGGAAGGCGAGAGCACUUGGCCGUCCCGCAAAGAUGUUGUUGCUUGUGCAGCUGUCUGCAGGGCAUGGAGAGAGAUCUGUAAAGAUAUCGUGCAGAGCCCAGAGUUCUGUGGGAAGCUCACUUUUCCAGUAUCUCUUAAGCAGCCAGGACCACGAGAUGGAUUAAUCCAGUGCUUUAUAAAAAGGGACAAAUCGACAUUAACCUAUUAUCUCUACUUGUGCCUUAGCCCUGCUGUGCUUAGUGAGAAUGGAAAAUUCCUGCUAGCAGCUAAGAGAAAUCGCCGGACGGCAUAUACCGAAUACGUAAUUUCUGUGGAUUCUAAGAAUAUCUCGCGGUCAAGCAAUGGCUAUGUUGGAAAAAUGAGGUCAAAUUUUCUUGGCACGAAAUUCAUUGUUUAUGACACUCAAGCGCCCUACAAUGCUGGGAGCCUUGUCUCAUGCCAGCGUGCCAGCCGUCGUAUCUCUUCUAGUAGGGUUUCCCCAAAGGUACCCACUGGUAGCUACCCUAUUGCCCAGGUGAACUAUGAGCUAAAUGUGCUCGGCACUAGGGGGCCGAGGCGCAUGCAGUGCACGAUGCAUUCCAUCCCAGCAUCUGCAGUGGACCCAGAAGGUGUGGUGCCUGGCCAACCCAAGCAGCUUCUCCCUGGUCCCUUUGAGGAGUCCUUCCGCAGCACAAACACCUCCUCCAGGUUCUCUGUUACGGACUUUAGCAGCUCUCGCUUCUCAGAAAUAAGUGGAGCAGUACAGCAAGACGAGGAGGAUGGGGAGGCUAAGGAAAAACCUUUAGUUCUCCGCAACAAAGUACCAAGAUGGCAUGAGCAACUGCAAUGUUGGUGCCUCAACUUCCGGGGUCGGGUGACUGUGGCUUCCGUGAAGAACUUCCAGUUGACAUCUGCACUGCAGCCAUCUGUUGCAUCGUCUGAAUCUUCACAGCCACCCCAGCAGCAGCAAACCCAGCCUUCGAGUUCCUCGUCUUCGACAUCUGAUCACGAGAAGGUGAUUCUGCAGUUUGGUAAGGUUACUAAGGACAUGUUCACCAUGGACUACCGGUACCCACUCUCGGCAUUCCAAGCUUUCGCUAUCUGUUUGACCAGCUUCGACACCAAGCUGGCUUGUGAAUAGAUCAGUGUUAGAAGUUUUUUUUUUUUUUUUUGUGUGUGUGUGUGUGUCUUGUUGAUUUACUUAUUUGUUCACCAAGUGUGUCAAGACAAGAAAUCCACGUGCAGUGUUUGCUAAUUCUGCGUGCCUCUUUUUUUUUUAAGAUUGUAACUGCAAAAAGCUAAACAUUGAUUUGUGCCCUUUUUCCCAUGAUGAUGACUAGUCGGUGAUAUCGUGAUUUACUUAAGUCGUCACUUGUAAAUCCUGCUGAGACGACAGUCAUAAUGAUUGAGAAUGCUUCA